Molecule: messenger RNA, 1429 nt
Organism: Mangifera indica (mango)
Lineage: Eukaryota; Viridiplantae; Streptophyta; Magnoliopsida; Sapindales; Anacardiaceae
Product: ubiquinol oxidase 2, mitochondrial-like
Exons: 4
Coding region: 239-1243 (334 amino acids)
Biological process (GO): alternative respiration
Cellular component (GO): mitochondrion
Molecular function (GO): alternative oxidase activity
Source: RefSeq, a predicted model, not a curated record
CAAGAAAUACUGGAACCACCAACGCGCCGCCACCAAAUUUUACGGAAUUAAAAAUCUUCCUCUCCAGAAAUUUCUUUACGAGUUCAUCUUUAUCACAUUUCCACGUUGGCAUCUUAAUUGGCUACUAUAAAACAUAAAUUAAACCUCCCUUAAACCCAUCGUCAUAUAGCUGAGAAACAGUCAAAAUUCCAUCAAAAAAUCCUCUGAUUUUAAUUGUUUCUGAUCUCUGAAUUUGAAGAUGCUGAGCGGUGGGAGCAAAUUAUUGGGUAAUUCCAUGGUGGCUGUGUUGGGUCCUCGUUUAUUCUCCUCUGUAACCACUCGUGUGGUGUACGGUGAGCCGGUGGCAACUGGGAUCCUUACUGGUUACAAGCUUGGGGUUGUUGGCGUGAGAAACAGAAGCACUUUGGCUUUGGGUGAGAAGGAGCAGGAGGAGAAGAAACAGGCGACGGAAACAGCCGGUGACGGUAACAAUGAUGAAGAGAAAAGGAUCGUGAGUUACUGGGGCGUGGAAGCUCCGAAGGUCACUAAAGAAGAUGGAACUGAGUGGCGAUGGAGCUGCUUUAAGCCAUGGGAGACUUACAAAGCUGAUUUAUCAAUUGAUCUGAAGAAACACCAUGCGCCUGCAACAUUUAUGGACAAAAUGGCUUUCUGGACCGUCAAAUCUCUAAGAUGGCCAACAGAUUUGUUCUUUCAGAGGAGAUAUGGAUGCCGGGCAAUGAUGCUUGAAACGGUGGCGGCGGUGCCCGGGAUGGUGGGGGGCUUGCUGUUACACUGCAAGUCACUGAGGAAAUUCGAGCACAGCGGGGGCUGGAUCAAGGCGCUUUUGGAAGAAGCUGAAAACGAGAGAAUGCAUCUAAUGACAUUCAUGGAGGUCGCACAGCCCAGAUGGUACGAGAGGGCUCUGGUUUUUACCGUCCAAGGCGUGUUCUUCAACGCCUACUUCUUGGGCUAUUUGAUUUCUCCGAAAUUCGCCCAUCGCAUGGUAGGGUACCUUGAAGAAGAAGCAAUUCACUCUUACACAGAGUUCCUCAAAGAAUUGGACAAAGGUAACAUUGAAAAUGUUCCAGCUCCUGCAAUCGCCAUAGAUUACUGGCGCCUGCCGCCGGACUCCACUCUUCGUGAUGUUGUGAUGGUGGUGAGAGCCGAUGAGGCUCAUCACAGAGAUGUCAAUCACUUUGCAUCUGAUAUACAUUAUCAAGGCCGCGAACUGAGGGAGUCGCCAGCGCCAAUUGGGUAUCACUAAAAUGCUCAAAUAUCAUAGAGAAUAAGGAUGUUCUUUGUGUAGUAAUGACUGCGAUGUAAAAAGUAUGGGAGUUUUUCCAUAAAUUAGACUGUUUUACCAGUUGAAACAGUCUAUUGAAACUAAAAUAAUUUUGAUAAUGAAACAAUUUAUAUUACAAUGUAAAUAACAAAUUAAUUUAACUUUUUA